GGCACCUAUAUUAUUACCUUUGUACUGACAUCAGCUCCUGUCUGUCUUUGUUUCUUUCUAUCACUCUCACUCUAGGUGAAAAGCCCUACAGGUGCCCUCACUGUGACUAUGCAGGCACUCAAUCAGCUUCCCUGAAGUACCACCUGGAGCGCCAUCACCGUGAGCGGCAGAACGGAAGUGGGCCCUCGGCCAACCAUCCUCCAUCAUCUGAACACAAGGAUGACCACAACAAGAACAGCGGUGGGACAGGGGUUUUUGCUCGUCCUGAUGUCCUUCGCGGGGUCUUCAAAGGCAUGAUGCCCUCUGGUCUUGACUUCAGAGGAGGUCAAAUGCUUCCACACCAGUGGGCUCCACCAGGAAUGCUCUCACCUAGAGACAGAGAUCGUGAAAGGGAGCGCCAUGGACCGGGGCCAGAGCCCACCACGGAGAACAUGAAGAGUCCCGAGGGACCUGGUUCUGCAGCGGACAGUCCUGCUAGCUUCUCUGACCUCGGUCGGGCCUACCAGAGUAUGGUGGGAAAUGGAGUCAACUUCCAGGGCUCCCUUCAGGCCUUCAUGGACAGCUUUGUGCUCAGCUCUAUGAAGAAGGAGAAGGAAAUGAGAGAGAGUCAGCUGCACGGUCAGCACUUUAGCCAGGAGAAUGCAGAGAUCAAGACCAAAAGAUCCAGCGAGGCCAACCAGGAAGAAAAUCCCACCAGUGACAUUAAACCAGCUGAGGGUGGCCGUUCACAGUAUGAGCCCCUGGAUUUGUCUGUUAGGCCUGAAGCGGGGUCCCUUCCUGGAACCUCUAUCACCAUCCAGGAUAAUGUCGCCUGGCAUGGUUGCCUCUUCUGCUCCUUCACAACUGCCUCUGUAGAGUUGAUGGCCCUCCACCUGCAAGCCAACCACCUGGGUAAAAGCAAAUGUGGCCCAGGCAAAGAUACUAAGGAGCACCUCAUGGGAGAGCCUUCCCAUGUGGGCAAAGCUACUGGCUUGGCUCCUCCACCACCAGGCCUUCUUCAUCACCAUGAGGGAGCCCCGUCCAGGGACAGAGAGACUGAGUCUGGGGAUCCAAAGGGACAAGCAGGCUGGUCCAACCAUCUGGAUCAGCCCCCGCACGGAGCCUCCAUGGGAGCAUUCUCCAGUGACUUCUACAAGCCCUUUGGUCCUGUGUAUGAUGGCUCUGCUAGAGGGCCUGUUGGAUUUCUGGACCAGCAGCAAAUUCAGCCUAACGACAUGGGUGGUCAGGGCCCUUUGGAUGACCUAUCCGACAAGGCUUCCUGCAGUGAGAUAGAGGCAUCUGAGGAACACGGUGGCCAGUCUGAGGAGGAUGAAGUGAGUCGUGACAAAUCCUUACCCAACCCCACUGCGACAGAGAGACACAUGCAUUCAGAUGACGAAGAGGAAGCAGAUGAAGAAGAGGAGAUGGAGAUGGGUGAUGCUGAGGAGGAGGAUCGUAGAUCCAUGCAAAUGCUUCCUGAAUCUCCAUUGUCAGGAAAGGACAUCCAAAGAUGCAAGCUAACUGUAGGCCCUCAAAGCUCAGGGCUUUCUCCUCCUCAAGCUCCCACCCCUGAGAAGCAGUGGCAGCAGCAAGCAGGCCUGGGUCUUCUAUCUUCAAGCGGUGGUCCCCCUGGCCUGGUUAAGCCUGAUCAACCCCACCUCGAUCACCAGAUGAACAUGCUAUCUGUCCUGCGGGCCUACAGUUCAGAGAACCUCGCAGCCUUCAACGGAGGUCUUGGUGGAAGCUCCAACGGAGGAAGCGGUGGCACCAGCAACAUGAAAAGAAACGACCCCUCUGGUCACGGAGGUCAGAGGCCAUUCCAGUGUCGCUACUGCCCCUACAGCGCCUCUCAGAAAGGAAACCUGAAGACCCAUGUGCUGUGCGUUCACCGCAUGCCCUUUGACAACAGCCAGUAUCCCGACCGGCGCUUCAAGCGCUCCCGCAUAGACUCUGACAUCUCCGGGAACUCAGAGGAAGGGAAUCAUCAUCCCUCUGCAGGUCAGUCUAGCACAGCAGAAUGUGUUUCUGGUGAUACUCCUCGCUCUGUUGAGUGAAGGAAAAUGUGAUCCAGGGAUUUUUAGGACCUUCAAGUGACCACAUUGUGAAAGCCUUCCCAGUGCAUCACUCUAAAAGACACAUGAAGCUAGUCAAAAUAAUUCCUCUUUCCCCAAAAAGAAUCAUGCAUUCCAUAAGUUAGGGGUUCACAAACUCCCAUAAUCAAAGCCCUUCAGCUUCAGUAAUGUUCUGUGAAGCACAGGAUAAAGAUGAUGAAGUAGAGAAACCUGAACCCUAUUUCUGAUGAGUCUGAAACUAAAUAUGCAGCUCUUAUAGGAGUUGCCUGGACUGAGCGUUGAAGAGACAUUACUGAAGAGGAAAAAUGACAACGUUUAAAAAAAAGACUGUCAUUAAAUUCCUCCGAGUGACUUUUGUCCCAAAAAUAAUGCUUUUAUCAGAAAAACGAUCCGCGCCAACGAUUUCGCGACAGUUGGAAGGGAAAGAAAGAUUGAGGGAAGCUGUUGAGCGCACCCUUCAAGAACAUGACACCACCAGUGGCCAUUUGCCCAGCGCCACUGACGCGCAGGGAUGGAGCGAGCGGACGGAGGGAUGUGGAUGGUGAAGUGGGGGGGGUUGGGGCGUUUGGUGCCAGCCUGACUGGAGCUGUCAUCACAGAGGAAAUCAAUUCAACCCCCUCCCACGCUGCUUCUAUUCACCCCCACUCUUCCCAUUCCACCUCUCCUCACUCUUUCAGAACACGUCAAGAGAAACCUUAGUCGCCUGUUCAGCCGGGCCGCAGAAGGGUCAGCUUCAGACCUGCCUGACGACUAGUAGCACUUCCCAUCAGCCUCCCUCAUUCCCUCCUGUCCUCAUCUUUCUCCUGUGAAAAAUAAAAUAUGGAAAAAAAAGGUAACAUUGUAUAAUAAUCCAUGGAUUUUUAUUUUUAUUGUUGUGCAGAUUUUAGAAUGUAUAUCACUUAAAGUGAUAUGGCAGACACAUGAAAUGUGUUUUCUUUGCAUUAAGCACUUCUUAAUCAUAAACAAGUAUGUCGUUGUCAUUGAAGAAGGUCCACUUCCCUUCUAACUGGUGGACUUUGAGUAAAUACUGACCACAUGUAACCAAGAGGAUGAAUGUGUUAUUUGUGAAGUGUGAAUAAUACAAAGGAAGCGUAGCACUUCUGUUGGGUUUAUUGACCGCAGUGGGACUUCCUUUUAUACGGUAGAGCUCUUGAGAAAGCCACUGUAGAUAUGAAGUAUAUAGAUAAUCAGUUCUAUGUUUCCUGUGUUUAAUCGAAACUUCAGGCUGGCAUUCGUGAUGUUUGUUUUGUUCGCUCAUUCCCCCCCUCCUAAAAAACCAAACUGUGCAAUUCUGACCGUUUUUCAUUCCUUUUUUUCUACUAAGUUUGAAUCACUCAUCACCAUGACCCAUUUUUGUAUGCAUCUGUUGUCCUGAAUGUUACUCUACUAGAAGAGAUUAACAACACAGGCAGUUUGAAUCCCAUGAAACCAAGCCUCUUAAAGAACAAAAUAAAGUGUAUCAACUUUCA
Danio rerio (zebrafish) is the source of this 3520-nucleotide messenger RNA. The record is from RefSeq and is a predicted model, not a curated record. NCBI's taxonomy places the organism in Eukaryota, Metazoa, Chordata, Actinopteri, Cypriniformes, Danionidae.